GACAAUCAUAUCAUUACUGGUGAUCGGAGCAGCUGGUUGGCUGUAUUGGUUUUGGAACAAUGACCCGUUACCACCGUUGGAUCCUCAGGAGUGGUGGGGGCCUAUGGCACUGAAGGGGGUUGAUACGGGAGUGAGACCUUUUAAAGUGAAGUUUAGUGAGGAGAUGAUAGUAGACCUAAAACGACGUCUACUUAACACCCGCGCACCGCCGCCCCCACUAGAGGGCGUAGCCUUCCAGUACGGCUUCAACAGUCUACACUUGAACUCCUGGAAGGAGUACUGGGCCCAGAAGUACAACUUCACGGAGAGGGAGCAGUUCUUUAACCAGUUCCAGCAGUUUAAGACGAAUAUACAGGGGUUGGAUAUCCAUUUCAUUUGGGUUAGACCUGAGACGCGGCCAGGUGUGGAAGUGCUACCUCUGCUUCUGCUACACGGCUGGCCAGGAUCCGUACGCGAAUUCUACGAGUUGAUUCCCCUGCUGACUCAAAAACCAAUCCAUGGAUUUGUGUUCGAAGUCAUUGUGCCCAGUCUGCCUAGCUUCGGAUUUUCUGAUGCACCCGUGCGACCAGGUUUGGGCGGGCCCCAGACUGCCAUUGUGCUCAAGAACUUGAUGGAGCGGUUAGGACAUAAACAGUUCUACAUGCAAGGGGGCGACUGGGGGGCAUUCAUUGCUGCCGAUCUGGCCACUUUAUAUCCUGAGGCUGUGCUUGGAUUUCACACCAACCUACCUACAGUACAGCAUCCAUGUGCUAUGGCGUUGACUGCUCUCAGCGGCUUUUUUCCUUCCUGGCUGGUAGAACCUGAGCUGAUAGACCGGACGAACAAACUCCAGCUGUAUUGGCGAGCGGGUGGAUAUUUCACGUUGCAGGCCACCAAACCGGAUACAAUCAGUAUUGCUCUGAGUGAAUCGCCUCUCGGCCUCCUAGUCUACAUUCUCGAGAAGUUCUCCUCAGGCACGGACCCUCGCUUCGCAGAGCGGCCAGAUGAAGGCUUGCUUGAGAAGUUCUCGCGAGAUCAGCUUCUUGACAACGCGAUGACGUACUGGCUCGAAGCCAGGACUGCGACCAGGGUCUAUGCUGAUGCGUUUCAGGAAAGAAUGAGGAGAUGGAGACUGGCUGGAAAACCCACACCAGUCCCGAUCUGGGUACUCCAAGCCAAACACGAGAUCCUGUACCAAACACCAACGGCCAUCAGAUUCAAGUUCCCUAACCUUCUGAACGAUACCGUACUGCAUAAAGGAGGACAUUUCUUUGCUUUUGAAGAACCUGAAGCGUUGGCUGAGGAUGUGUUUACGUCUGUGAAGGCUUUUAGAGAGUUUCAUGAAAGGCAGAAAGAUUGAUGGAAUAUCAAUAAAAAAGCCGUAGACAAAUGAGUAUGACGGCUAAUUAAAGUAUCGAAUAAC
This is a messenger RNA of Cydia pomonella (codling moth), 1402 nucleotides long. Its product is annotated as juvenile hormone epoxide hydrolase-like. NCBI's taxonomy places the organism in Eukaryota, Metazoa, Arthropoda, Insecta, Lepidoptera, Tortricidae. The coding region runs from base 104 to 1339 and encodes 411 amino acids. Gene Ontology annotation, molecular function: epoxide hydrolase activity. The record is from RefSeq and is a predicted model, not a curated record. The transcript is spliced from 7 exons. Gene Ontology annotation, biological process: epoxide metabolic process.